Macrobrachium nipponense is the source of this 3724-nucleotide messenger RNA. RefSeq names its product breast cancer metastasis-suppressor 1-like protein (gene Brms1). The coding region runs from base 310 to 1086 and encodes 258 amino acids. The transcript has 7 exons. Lineage: Eukaryota; Metazoa; Arthropoda; Malacostraca; Decapoda; Palaemonidae. Gene Ontology annotation, molecular function: histone deacetylase binding. Gene Ontology annotation, biological process: negative regulation of transcription by RNA polymerase II. Gene Ontology annotation, cellular component: Sin3-type complex. The record is from RefSeq and is a predicted model, not a curated record.
UCAUCAUACAGUUGUCUAGUUUGUUUACAAGUGUAGCCCGCUAACGAGAUUCCACCUCUUCAAAUAUUUCUCGCCUAAUAAUAGUCCCAAGAAGCAUUCGUGCGAAUUAUUUAGACGCUUAGCCAUUUUUAGCUCAGAUUAUGUAUAUAGAACCAAAUAAUGUCCCCCAGUGAUGGAAUAGAUACGCGCAGAGGUUGUGAACCAGACACUUCGAUCUUGUUGGAGAAUGAGCGGAAACUUGACCGGGUGCUAUGAUGAUGGAAAUAUAAAGCUCCGACUAUUUAGGGACGAAACGACAUCGAGGACAAUAUGCCCGGAGUAAAGCGACAGCGCGACAAUGAAAGUGACAACGACGAGGGCGAACAGGACCAAGAAUCUGAUUCGGAAGGAAGUUCUUUAGAAGAGUCGAUCUCAUCGGAUGGGUCAGAGUCUGAUGAUUCCUCAGAGUUAGAUGAAGAAGAAUGUGACAGACGACGAGGUGAAUACUUGGCUGAUCUGUCAGACCUUGAGCGGCAGUUUUCUCUUCUUAGAGAACAAUUAUAUCGUGAACGGGUUACUCAAGUCGAAGCAAAGCUGGAGGAAGUGCGAGUAGGUCAAGCAACCGAGUACCUGAUGCCUCUUGAGGAGCUUCAAGAGGCAAUGCGUGUUCGACUCGAAGUCGCAUGCAUUUUACGUCAAUACCGUCUACAGAAUAUUCAAAACAAAUAUGAAGCAGAAAUGCUGGCAGCAAAGCAGAACUUUGAACAGAAUGAAAAAGUCAUGUUGUGGGACACAAUUGAAAGUGAACUGGAGGAGAAGAUCCGUCGGUUAGAGGAAGACAGAAAUAAUGUAGAUGUAACGAGUCAAGUGUGGGCUGAACAGAAUCUUCACAGAAAACGCAGAAGACACAGACAGGGUUCCAACAGUUCAACAGACCGUAGACGCAAAAAACCAACUACAGUGUCUGGGCCGUACAUAGUUUAUAUGUUGAAAGAAUCUGAUAUAGUAGAUGAUUGGACAACUAUUAAGAAGGCACUCACGGCAUCAAAAAGAAAAUCUAAAUUUGGGAAAAUAACCUCCCCACGACACUUUCCAGAAGCUUUCUAGGCCUCCCUAAAAUAUGAAUAUUGGAGUUACUGUUGAUGUGAAACAUCAUCAUCUCUAUUGUCCAUAAAGGAGAAAGUGGUGCACUGCUAGUUCCACUGAUUGGGAUUUCAGGAAGACCUCAGUAUUGGCUUUGGUUUUUGGAAGUUCUUCAUGAUUUCUUCCCAGAAUUUUCUUGACUUUUAUUUUAAUAUUUCAGUGUUUGUGUUUGUGAUUUUUGUUAACCCCUUGGUUCAGUGGACUCAAGUAGUGUUUUGGAAUUACAAAUUAUAAUUGGCAAUGUUUAAUUUUGCUCUCGGUCCAGUGAGAAAUGGCCUUUGUAACAUAAUUAUGUUCUGUCAUAGUGUAUAUUCUAAUUUUUAUUUGGAAAUCAUUAGAUUUUUUGUAUAUUUUUAAUUCUUAGUUUAACCUUAUUUAAUAUUUGAGGCAUAUCCAUGUGUACAUAGACUUAUUUAUUGGUAUAUCUACAAAAUUUAGCCUCUCUUUGUAGGUAGUAUAAAGUUAUCAGUUUCCUUUGGAUUCCAAAUUUAAAUCUAAAUAUUUAAGUAAAUACAUAAUAAAGUGAUAGAAAUUUUAUUUUAGCAAUAUUUGAUGUUUUCUUAAUUAUAUGCAUUUACUUACACAGUAUGGAAGUCCCCCUCCUUAACUUAUUCUCUUGAAACUGAGGUGGAUAGUGGAUAAAAAUAACGAUGGCAGCAAAUUGUAUCAAAAGGAAGGAAAAGUUCUUAGGUUUACUUACUAGGCAGAUAUUAAAACUGUCUAAUAUCUCAAGAAAUCUGAGAAAAAUGGUUUUUAACCUUACACCCAGCCAUUCAAUAACACCUCGGAGAAGAAUUGACAAAAUGUUCAGUGUUUGGGUGCUAUGUAAACUUUUGCUGUAUAUUACACAAUUACAGAACUGUAUAGGAUGAGGUAGCAAAAUGCACAUCCUUGACUUUGGCUUAACACAGUGGUGGUCAGUGCCUUUCUCAGCCUUUUCCCUGUCGAGAAUUAGGGAGGGAGUGGGUGCUCUGCAACUGACCUACCUCCGCUAUUAAUGAUUAGGAAUAUUUUUAUAUCAAGUGUCCUAAUUCACCCAGAGAGACAGGUGUCUGUAUAUUUGAGUUUUGGUGAAACUUUUGAAACUGGUACUUUUUCAUUUGUCUCGGUAAGAGUUUUUUUUUUCUUUUAUAAAGAUGUUAUCAUUUAUUAGAUACUGUAAAUAAACCUGAUAAAUACUAGUCCUAUAAAUUUCCUGAUUUUUUUGGUUAAACUGUUAUGAAUUUACCGUAAGAGCCCCAAUCCUAGCAUGAAAAGAGGAUGUUUAAAUCUCACUCAAGUUUCAUGACACAUUCCAAAUUUUUGCUGUGAACUAACAUAGAAAGUUAUGUCUUCAUUCUUAUGAGUGUGUGACAGGUAUGGUUAUUUUUCUUUCGUGUAUACUGUAUAGAUUUUCUUUUUAUGCUGCUGCUGUAUUUUUCAUCUACCUGUCCAUCUGUUCAUAAAAAGGGUAUAUAGAACUUGAUGUUAUUUGGUCCUUCAGGAGCGCUGUUUUGGAAGUAUAGUGACACCUCAACAUAUCAGAUUUUGUUAAAUGUGGGAUGUUUCAGAUUGAGCAUAUUUUUAGAAGGAGAAAAAUGAUAAAUAACUUAGUAUUUUGAAUGGUAAUGACAACGUACUAGUUAGGAUAAGCUACUGAGUACUUUAUAUGGCAUUGCUGUACAACUAAGCAAUGCAAGCAAGUUGGUACCAGUGUAAAUCUAUGUUACUUGACAGAUUUUAUACGUAUCAGGAGGGCAGGUGCCCAGAUGUCCAUGAAGUUGAGGUGCCACUGAAAUAUUAUUUAUUUUAAGUUGCAGUGGUGGUUAUGAAUUGUGGUGUAUACAUUCAUUCCAUAUGCUGACAACUAGAUAAAAAUUGUUUUUCUGAAGAGUGGAAAUUAAAUUCUAUCAAGCCUUUUUUAUUUAUUUGUAGAGUCAUUGUUAAAAUUUGUCAGUUUGUGACCUUUAAUAUAUCCUAAUGUGGUCAAUUUUGUACUGUCUUUUAAAGCAAUUCUGAAGGUUUCACUAGGGAAAUUUUUGGUAGAAAAUGGAUUUUGUAAUGAUUUAAAAUUGGCACAACCAAGAAUUGAGUGCAGCAUUAUAUAUCUGAAAUUCCUGUCUUUUUCCAGAGGUCACAACUGGUUUAUGAGUGACCCAGUACACAGUGGAAGGAGUUUUACUUGCUUUGAGAAUGGACUAGAUGCAAUAUCUGUACUUCAUUGUAGAUUAAUUAGUUGCUCCUCUUUUACUUCAAAAUUAUCUAGAUAACUUCGUCGUUUGUUUAAUGUUUAUAUCAGUUAUGUAUUGUUUUGUAUCGUAGCACUGAACCCUGACAAUUUUUUAGAUGAAUCUAAAAUUACUGAAUCUCCAGUUCAUAAUCUUUCUCUUGCAUUUUUAAGUAUAUUUUUUAAUUUGACAAGUUGGAUGUUAAAUUUGAGUAAAAUUGGGGCCUGUGGUCUUCACAACCCAUGUUCAGAGCAGUAAUAUAAGCGCCACAGAUAUCCUAAGGUAAGAGUGUCAUAUGUUAUUUCAGCGGGUACUUGACGAGCAUUAAAGUAGAAAAUACUUUAUUAUUCAGAGAUCAAUUUUGUCAGUUUCAUAAUAAAAAAUUUAAAGUAAAA